AUGGAUCACCAUCACGAGGAGCCGAACAAACCGAAUACUCUCAGAGUCAUCGUGAAAGCUCUUUUCUUUCUCAUGGUUUUUGGCACUGUUAACACCAUUAAUUGCUUCGCGCUCAACUGUUGCGGGUCCGUAUUCAACUGUCAGAGUCCUGAAAACAGCAAGACGCUUAUAAUGAUGACUUUGGCUGAAUUGACAGCCUCAGGUGUAUUGUGGUAUGUUUCCAAGAGACUUUGGAGAUACGCCAAGAACUUUUUCAACCCGCCCGAGGAUCAUCAAAUGUAA
Molecule: messenger RNA, 282 nt
Organism: Cinara cedri
Lineage: Eukaryota; Metazoa; Arthropoda; Insecta; Hemiptera; Aphididae
Source: the annotation of a GenBank genome assembly